AUGGCUCCCUGCGCUAACCCGCUCGUUCGGGCUCACGUGGCUAUUGUGGCGUGCGCGUUGCCCUGGCUUGCCUCUGCCGGCGGAGGCGGCGGCGAAAACAUCUUCAAGUUGAAAGCCGUAGACUUGGAUAACUGGGAGUUCUGGGGCAUCUUCGCUGGCAUGGUCUUCUACGGCGUCAUCAUCGACCGGUUGCAGUACUUCACCGAGGAGGCUGUCAAGGACUAUCGUCUCAGCAAGAUGAUUUUUGACAGGUGCAUCACCGAGUUUAUGAUAUUCGGCAUCGUGGCGAUGACCCUGUUCCUCAUCAUGAAUGUGGUUCCUGACAUCUCCCCGCGCACAGCGACCCAGCUUACUUUCUGCGAUAUGCUGGUGUCUUUCGCAGCAUGCUCUCUGAUUCUGCUGGGUUGGAUCUAUUCUUGGCUUCGCGUGAAAGUCCAGGCGCUUGUAGUAUCAGGCUCCGACAAGAGUAUCCUGGGCUGGAAGCCAAUGCCGGAAAAGAUGCAGAAGCAAUUCAUGGCCUUGAACCAGCUGGACGACCAUAAUUUCGCGUGGCUCCCGUAUUUCAACGAGUCAUUGGCCUAUCAGAUUUGCAACCUCAUAAACAUCAAUUGGAAGACGUGGGUCAUUACAUGCCUCAUCUGCUUGCCCAUGGUUUAUAUCAAGUCUCAGCAGCACAAAACUGAAGAGGACACAUACAUCUUCGGGUACGCCGAACUUGAGUGGAUCCUCGUGCUCCUCAUCCUUGUGACAUGGGUUGUCAUUCGCAUGCUUCGCAACAAGCUGUACUCAACCUUGGACAAGGCAGGCGAUCCAGACGAAGCAGGUAAGGAUGUCGACGUCAAGGACAAGCUUCUCGGCGGGGAGCAUGGCUCCGCCCAGCAGCUGAUCGAGAAACUGGCACGUUGGAGCAACAUCCUGGCGUUGGUCUUACAGCUUGAGGCCGUACUGUUGUGCUUUGUCGCGGGUAUGUACACCAUGCACAUGUCCUACAACAUUGACUACGUUCACUGGUCCACUGCAUUGUUUUGGAAAGGUCUCUUCGUUGCUGGGUGUGUCAUCGGUCUCUUUCUCCUAGGGCCGCUCGCGCUCCUUGAGCUGACCUCGAUCCAGGCGUUUGUGGAUCCCGACGAUGAUGUAUUGAGCUCUAUCAUGGCUCAGGUCAACGAGAUUUGGAGCGACUGCGAUCACAUACGUCGCCAAAUGGAGUCAAAAGCAUACGCAGCUGGCUCCCAUGCGAGCGCCAAGGAGUGGGCAAAGAAGGAACUUACAAAAGUGAACGGGACAGAUACUAUCGCGAAGAGUGCUUUGCAAAAAGAUUCUAUAGUGCCAUGGGAAUCAGAAUCUCAAAACGCAACGCUAAGAAUAUCUUUGAUCACUUGGAUGUGA
Messenger RNA from Prorocentrum cordatum, 1386 nucleotides. The record is from the annotation of a GenBank genome assembly. NCBI's taxonomy places the organism in Eukaryota, Dinophyceae, Prorocentrales, Prorocentraceae.